CGGGGCGUUGCGGCCCUCUGGCGGCGAUUUAUUCGGCUGAUACUUUGUAUUGGAUGGAUGCCGUUGGGCUCAGCUCAUUGGUUCGGCCAUCCUUCCAGUUCCGAAUACCCGGAGAUGCUAGCUGUGUGCUUGCCGUCAUGGCUGACAUACCAUUCUGCAGGCUUUCAGCUGCUACUGCGCAAGAAAAUGGGGGGAGAGGUGAGCGAAUGGGACUUUGAUCUUGAACGAUUCAUAUAUGGGCGCACGGUCUCAGCCCCUGUGCCUCAGCCUCACUUUGGAGCUGGAAACGCCGGACCUCUGGGAGUAUCAUAAGGAGGGGGGGGUAAGACCCCUCCCAACGAAAGCUUUGGGCUUGACAACUACACACUCUUUCGCUGAGCGGUUGGCAGCUGAAGCACCGGACAAUUGGUUUUAGAUAAGACAGCCGUCGCGCAAGACGAGGACAGCAAAUUAUUAUGGCUUGCCGACAACUCUACCCUCCUCCAUCCAGCUCGGAUACCGAGACGCACAAGAUUGACAUCUUCGCUGUCCAUGGUCUCAACCCGCGGAGCAAAGAUAUCUCGGCCCACGCGUGGGAUACAUGGCGCGCACCAGAGGGUCCAGAGGGCCGUCUUUGGCUGAAGGAAGACCUUCCCCGCGUUGUGCCCGAUGCGAGAAUAUUCCUGUAUGAGUACGACUCCAAAGCUGUCUUUGGCAAGGACAGAUCCACCUUCGUCGAUAAAGCAACAGAGCUCCUGGAGACUGUGCGAUGCGAACGCGACAAGAAUGAUACUAGACCGAUACUAUUUAUUGGACACAGCCUCGGGGGGUUGUUGAUCAAGCAAGCCCUGAUCAACGCUCAUAACAACCCCAAGUUCACCGAGAUCAAGGAUGUCACCACAGGCCUGGCCUUCUUUGCGACACCCCACAACGGCGGAGACUGGAAGCUUGUGAGCCUUGGAUCUCUCGUGGCCAGAGUUGCAACUGCCACUGGCUUCCAGCCCGGAGACGACGUCAUGGAAGUGUUGAGAGAGGGCAGUCUGUUUUCCGACAUCUUGACCGAGAUGUGGCAGCACCAACUGAUGAAGUAUGAUAUCAUCUCGUUCUGGGGUUCCGAAGAUUAUACUGUUCCCCCAAAAAGCGCCAAGCUUGGUCUUCCCGGCAAUGUCGAAAACGUGGUGAAGCUCAACGGCGACCACAGCUCGCUGUGCAAGAUCGGCACCACACAGAAAGACCAAGACAACCUCAAGAAGAUUCGACGAAAUAUUGAGGAUAUCUACAGCAAGGCGUUGGAGAAACAACCACAGCCAGCCAUCAGUCAGCCUAGGAUUCCGAUCAUUAAUGGCUGGGAUGGCCAGGACCGGCCCUCCCCUCCGGUGCUUCCACCACGACCGAUGUCGGCACAAAACACCCCUGGAAGGAGAUCCGUCUCGCCGCAGCCUCCCGCCUUUUUCUCACCACCAUCUGACCCGGGCUAUGUCUCGCCAGAACCCGCCGCGCAGGAAAUCUAUGGCGACAUAUAUCUCCCCACUGACCCAGCCGAUACGAGGUCAGUUCGAGAGGCUGAACUCAGAAACGCCAACAAGUGGGAAGAAGUGCGCCAGUUGGAACGACAGGUAUUUGAAGAGCACCAGCGGACGCUAGGCCAGGAGAACGCCGAGACCAUCAGUGCAGCGUAUGAGAUCGCCUACACGGCGAAUGACACGGGUCAUCUUCUAGACUGCGAAAGAUGGACCGGCUGGGCGCUUCAAGUCGGCAGCCAAUUCUUGAACCCCAAGCAUCCCCUGAUCCUGAAGCUCAACAGGCUCGAGGGCGAGAUCCUCACGGACAAGGGCGACUGGGAGGACGCCGAAAACAUCUUGGCCAACACUCUAGUCAACCAACAGGAUGCCCUCGGUCCCAACCACCUCGAUACUCUCACAACCGAGCGUGCUCUCGGGGUGGUAUGCCAUGCUCUCAAGCGCCCAGAAGAGGCCCAAAACAGGCUGCAGCACCGUCUCGCAGCCCUCUCCGAAGUGCUGGGCGAGAACCACGUCCUGGUAGUGUCGGCAGUGAUUGACCUGGUCGAGAUCAGCACCCCCUCGCCAGACGCAGACCCUUAUGGUCUCGAAAAGACAAAUCCCAAAGUGAUCUCUGCUGAAGUCGGCAUCCGAAACCUCUACAAUAAGCUCAGGCAGUCGGUCGGUCCCACCAACCGGGUCACCCUCCGCGCGCUGAGGAACCACGGCAAGCUCAAGAUCCUGCUGGGUGAUAUCACCGAGGCCGGCGACUUGCUACGUCGAGCCAAGUCCCAGACGGAGGAGACGCUCGGGCCAGACCACCCCGAUACCAUGGCCGCGGUGGUAGCCAUGGCGAUACUCUACGCCAAGACAGGCACCCCACGGCCUGGUGUCUUCCCGGCUGCGUCAAGGCCCUGGAUGGAGCUUUACAUCAAGUGGCUGGAGCCGAGGAAGGGACUCAAGGUUGCAGAGGUCCAGAAUGCGCUCGCCAUGCUGGGCAUGUCGUACGUGAAGGAUGGCCUGUGGCUAGAAGCCGAAAUGUGCUUUGAGAAGCUGGUGACGGCGUAUCAAGGGACGAAGAAGCAGGGGAGUACAGAGGCCCAGCAGGCGAGCAUGUGGCUUGAGACGUGUAGGAUGACCACACGUACCAUGGGGGUCGCGAGGAACAGGGGGUAUGGGGGAGGUGGGAAUGGCGGUAACGGGGGAAGGGGAGGCGGUGGUGGGGGAGAUCUUGCCAACCUGCUGGCCACGUUGGGGCUUGGGAGAAAUAGGUGA
Messenger RNA from Podospora pseudocomata, 2753 nucleotides. RefSeq lists its product as uncharacterized. The coding region runs from base 456 to 2753 and encodes 765 amino acids. Gene Ontology annotation, molecular function: protein binding. The transcript is spliced from 3 exons. The record is from RefSeq and is a predicted model, not a curated record. Lineage: Eukaryota; Fungi; Ascomycota; Sordariomycetes; Sordariales; Podosporaceae.